UUGGAACUUUCAGUGUAAACAAUGGCCUUUUUACCUACAGUUCCACCAAGAAGCACUACAACUGGCCCUACUCGUUUUUCCACACCGCGUAUAGACUUCUCUGGUUCACAAGGGAUGUCAGAAGUUGGCGAAGGCUUUGGUCUCGAAGUGAAUUCUCGUUCAUUUUCUGCAAUAGGCGGUAUCUUUAGAGAGCCGAUGGUUCGCCCAGCGACUUCUUGUCUGCUUCCGAGUUCUUCUUACAGAAAACCUCCACGAACGGUGGCGAACCAAAGUGUCGUCUCUAGAAACAGUAGUGCUGUUGGUUCUUCCAGCGGACUAAAGUUUCGAACGCUUCCUUUUUCUGCAGUGAAUAAGAGUUUCGGUGGCUUUUUAUGUGCGGAUGUUGAAGGGAAAUUAUUGGAGACAGGCGAUCCAUCUCUCAGUGUGGAGACCUUGCUUCGAAGUCGUGCGGAGGAAAACGGUUUGGUUCUCCCUCGUUGGUUACCGAAAGAAGAAGGCGUUUGGAAUAACACUGUCUGUUUUGAUCAGUCAUCUUUAGAGAACACGGUUUCGUUGUCUCUCAGACAGAGACCUAUGACCUUGGCUAUUCUUGAUGUGGACCACGAGACCAGCGGAUAUUUGGAGAAAGAUAAGGAAGACAAACUGUGGAAUGAUAGAAAUGGUCCUGAAAAUAAACUGGAUAAUGUGAACCAGCGUUUGAUGAAUUUAUCUGAAACAAUAGAUGAUAUUUCUAGUACAUCAUUGACAUCUGCGAAAGCACUGGUAACCGAAAAGAAGAAUGCUCAACAGCUUACACAGCAGUUGACAAACCGCACUGGCCUGUCUUGUGUUUCUUACGACGAUAGACAAACACGAAAUUGGAAUUACACAAUGGAUGCUUUAUUAAAGGGUGGAAAGGCGAGAGAGUGUUUGGAUAUGUUUCUUUCUAUGCCUAGUAAUGAAGUUAAACGAGAUGUAGCGUCGUGGUCUAUUUACAUUACCGCACUUGGUCGUUUGGAAAGAUAUUCAGAGGCAGAACGAUCAUUGAUAUGGAUGCGUGAGGAGCAUAUUCAACCCAAUAUAUAUACAUAUUCUGCAUUGAUUGAAACACUUGGAAAAGGUGGUUUGUGUGUGAGAGCACUUAGUCAGUUUCGUCGAAUGAGUCGGAUAGAUAACAUCGCACCCAACACUGUUACCUACAAUGCUGUUAUCAAAAUUGUAAGCCGUUGUAAACGAAACGACUGUGGAGGAAUUACUAGAGCAAUGAGCCUUUUGCGAGAAAUGGCAACCAAAGGAUGCAUCCCUGAUGUAGUUACGUAUGCAACUCUGAUUGAUGCGUUUUCGAAAAGAAUGGAACCAGAAAGGGCUUUGAAGUUGUUUCAAGAGAUGAAAGAGGCAAACGUGAAGCCUAACAAUUACUGUUAUUCGUCAUUGAUAUCGGCAUUUUGUCGGGCUGGAUAUGUAGAACGCGCACUCGCAAUUUUUGAAGAGAUGACUCACGAGCGCAUUGUUCCAGAUGUGUUUGCAUUUAAUGCUCUUAUAGAUGGUUUUGGUAAAUUGCGUCAAGUGGACAAAGCAUUUGAAAUUUAUGAUCGUAUGAGGAAGCUUCAAAUUCAACCAGAUCGCAUCACUUUCAAUGCUUUGAUUUCAGCUUCUGGUAAAGCCAAGAACUCUAUUAGAGCUCUUGAAGCCAUGGGUGACAUGACUGAAAUUUAUGGACUGACACCAGACCGGCAUAGCUAUAAUGCUCUUAUCGAUGCCUGUGGAAAGUCUGGAGAUUUUACCAAAGCUUAUGAAGUUUUUGAAGAAAUGCGUACAAAGGGCAUUCGUCCGUGUACGGUGACAUUCAAUGCCUUGAUAUAUGGGGCGAGCCGCAGUCAUGAUCUUGCUGCUUCAUUCAAGAUUGUUGACCUUAUGCUCCAGGAAGGUUUGAACCCUGAUGCCUACACGAUGAAUACGUUGAUAUCGGCUUGCAACCGGAGACAGGAUUUAAGUACUGCCUUUGAGGUUUUGGAAAAGUUCAAGCAGUUGGGUGUCCAUCCAGAUAAUGUCACCUUCAACACUUUUAUAGAUGCUGUCGGCAAGUUGGAUUCUUCAGAGAAAAUGUUUGAACUUUUGAGUGAAAUGGAGAGCCGCGGGAUUUCUCCUUCAAAAGUUACACUGAAUACCAUCGUUGGUUGUUGUGGUAGACGAGGGAAAAUAGACUUGAUGGAACGAGGUUUCCACAUGUUUCACGAGAAACGUUUGGAACCAGAUAGUGUUACAUUCUCCUUGUUGAUAGAAAAUUAUGUUUCUCAUCAUUUGUUGGACAAAGCAGUAAUAGCUUAUCAUAAUUGCAAGAGACAGCAGCUAGAGUUGAAUUCUAAUGUAGUCAUGCAUCUCUUAGAAAGUCUCAUAAGGAAGGACGAAAUAGAGGUUGCCAAGUUGAUACUCAAAGAUUAUCCCUUUCUGAUGCGACAUUUUUCGUUGGAGGAUGAUCGUCAAACUACGAGGAGUAGAAGAAAAUAAACAGAUUGUAUAUAUUGAUAUCUAUUUAGAUAGAGAAAGAGAGCAACGCGAGAAACUUCCAAAAAAUAAAUAUUGUCAUUCCGUGAGAUACUGAUUGUUUCGCUACCGUAAUAGAGUCAGUCUUCAGCUGUUGGCACAGUUGGUUCAAGCCCAUAAAGAUUCUCAUUGGAAA
This is a messenger RNA of Galdieria sulphuraria, 2659 nucleotides long. RefSeq names its product mitochondrial protein translocase, MPT family. The coding region runs from base 22 to 2487 and encodes 821 amino acids. Gene Ontology annotation, molecular function: protein binding. The record is from RefSeq and is a predicted model, not a curated record. The transcript has 4 exons. Lineage: Eukaryota; Rhodophyta; Bangiophyceae; Galdieriales; Galdieriaceae.